Messenger RNA from Brienomyrus brachyistius, 1553 nucleotides. Its product is annotated as leucine-rich repeat-containing protein 52-like. Gene Ontology annotation, cellular component: voltage-gated potassium channel complex. Bases 602 to 1549 code for a protein of 315 amino acids. Lineage: Eukaryota; Metazoa; Chordata; Actinopteri; Osteoglossiformes; Mormyridae. Gene Ontology annotation, molecular function: transmembrane transporter binding; voltage-gated potassium channel activity; potassium channel activator activity. The transcript is spliced from 2 exons. The record is from RefSeq and is a predicted model, not a curated record.
ACACACACACACACACACACACAGCGAGAAAGAGAGAGAGAGAGAGAGAGGGGGGCAUCUCUCCCUGCCGAUCCACACAGCUGCGUUGGGAGUAGGCAGACCGGUCAACAGAAGCUGUAAUAAACAAGCACGCACAUAUAAAUGUUCUCGCACUUGAAAUGCAAGACAGCUAAUUUCGGAGUCACAGUUAUCGCACUCUAACAGAAAUCGGGAGAUGGACGGACGUGUAAGAAUAACAGCGACAGUAUCUGAGGAAAUAAGUAGAUUAUUUCUUUUUUAAGCGAACAGAAAAGCAAAACAGUUUUCGCAGUGAUGACAAAGAAUAAAUAAUUUAAGUCUUCUUGAGAAGAGACAGGAGCUAUGGCAUUUCGGAAGGCACUACAUUUGACUUGCUAUUCAGAUAUCUUCGGAAAUAAAAGAGGACUUCGGUGUGUGCGUUACUGCGAUCGGGCGGUAAGGCACACAGUUUGACAGUCAUAAUUCUCUCUCCACAGGACAAAGACAGUCAUAGUCUGCACAUCAAGCAAUACAGAUCAAUGAGGAAUGCGGGAGUGAUUUGUGGUCCUAUCCAGACGGAGUUAAUGAAGCCCUCGGCGGUAGCAUGCGUCUCCACGAUCCCAGCGCGCAGUCCUUGCGGCUUGUCUUUCUGCUGAUCUUUGUGAUGGGGGUGGCACCCUCCCCGGUUCUCACCGCGGGCUGCCCGGACAGAUGCGUGUGCGACGAACAGCUCGUGGUCCAGUGCUCCGGGCAACACCUGACUGAGUUUCCCCUCAGCCUACCGCUAGCCACCCGCCAGCUCAUCAUCUCCAACAAUCUCAUUAGGGAGCUUCCAGCGCUGGAGCUCAACUACUUGUCCGACUUAGUGUACCUGGACUGCAGCAACAACUCCCUCACCGAGAUCUUAGAAUCCACCUUUGGGAACCUCCGGAAGCUUGCAUUCCUAGACCUGUCCUUUAACGCGCUGACGGUGGUAGACGACAGGACUUUCAGUGCGUUGGUCGGCCUGGUGAUGCUGAGGUUGACGGACAACCCUGGUCUGUCGGAGGUUCACCCGGAAGCCUUCGCGGAGAACACGGGGCUGCAGGUGGUGGACAUCAGCAGGAACAACCUGACCCUCCUGAACAUCACCUCCUACAUCACCAUGCCUGCCCUUCGCACCCUGGGCCUGAGCGGCAACCCGUGGAGCUGCGACUGCGAUAACGAAGACCUCUGCCUUUGGAUGCAACUCGAGCCAUUCAGGUUUCAAGACCAGGGUGUGACUCUAUGCCAAAGCCCCCAGGACAUGGUGGGGCUGCGACUGGCAGAUGUGGGCUACCAGCUGCGUGAAGACUGCCACCCGGGGCUCGACUACUGGGACUACGUGUUCCUCGCCGCCGUGGGCAUCGCCAUCUUCUCAGCUGGCACCAUCUCCGCCUGGGUCAUGGGAGUGUUGAUGGUGCUCUAUGAGCGUUACUUCGAGAAGAAGGACGACGAAGAAGAGGAUGAAGCGGAAGACUUUGGGGGAGGUGGCUCUCGAAAUGGGGACAUCAAGCCCGGCAAGAACGUUUGACAGC